UGCUUUGUUCCUUGAUUUUUUUAAUCCCCUGCCUUUGCUUUUCUUUGGCUUGCUAGUGUGAGAUUGACUGACUGUUUUAUCCGGGUUGUGUUUUCCAGUGACGGACGAUUGACAGGUUACUGAGUUAGCAGCAUAGUACACGGCGAGAGACUUAUACACUACGGAGAUGCCGCUCAAAUCACGCUGGCAGUUUGAUAUCCCGAAUACGGAUUUGGCGUCGGCGUUGCUUACGUCGCCUACGCAUCCUCUGUCCAAGACGCAUCGGUGUUUCUCGGAGGCGGCACGCCCUGAUACACACUACCUGACGACACACGACUUCCGACUAUGGUGUCAACGGUUUGCAGCGGGGUUGCUCAAGAGUGGGCUGCAGACGGGCGAUCGCGUGCUGCUGUUCUCCGGCAAUGACAUAUUCUUCCCCGUUGUGUUCCUCGGAACCACCAUGGCCGGUGGCAUUUUCUCCGGCGCGAAUCCCACCUAUGUUGCCAGGGAGCUGGCGUAUCAGUUGCAAGAUUCUGGCGCAAAAUAUCUGAUCUGCGCGGAGGCGAGUCUGGACAUGGGAAUUGAAGCAGCGAGGCUGGCUGGGGUAGGCCAAGAUCGCGUAUUUGUCUUCAACAAUGCCGUGUUCGAUGGCCAAGGACAAGGCGUGAAGGGCUACCGCUAUUGGGGCGAGCUGAUCGCGUCCGUUGACGAGGGCAGCCAGUUCAUUUGGGAAAACCUGUCCACUCCGGAGAUGGCCGAUCGUACCCUCGCCUUGAACUAUUCCAGUGGCACGACCGGGAAACCCAAGGGAGUGGAGAUCACGCAUAAGAACUAUGUCGCCAAUAUGAUGCAGUACAACCAUCUCUUCUACCUCCACCCGAACUUUAGGGAAAAGCAAGGCCGCACACGCUGGCUCUGCUUCCUUCCAAUGUACCACGCCAUGGCGCAAGCUAUCUUCAUCGCGGCUGCCCUACAGCGGGGCGUGCCCGUUUACAUCAUGCCCAAAUUCGACUUUCUCAAGGUGCUCGAAUACACGGGGAAGUACCGCAUCAGCGACCUCAUCGUGGUCCCACCAGUGGCGGUUGCAUUGGCCAAGCAUCCUGCAGUCCGGAGCGGCAAAUAUGACCUGAGCAGCGUGGAGGGUGUGUUCAGCGGCGCCGCGCCGCUAGGGAGAGAAGUCUGCGUGGAGAUCGAGGCAUUGUGGGAGCCCGGACGCAUCAAUGUCAAACAAGGAUGGGGCAUGACUGAAACUACGUGCUCACUUUUGGGCUGGGACCCCAAUCUGAGAUCAGAUUCGGCAUCAGUUGGAGAGCUGAAUGCCAAUUGUGAGGCGAAGAUAAUGGCUGAAGAUGGCGUGACGGAGUUGGGACGUAACCAGCGCGGCGAACUCUGGGUCCGAGGCCACAAUAUCAUGAAGGGCUACUGGCGAAACCCGCAAGCAACGAGGGAGACCAAGACGGAGGAUGGAUGGUUGAAGACAGGAGACAUCGCCUUCAUCGACGACAGCGGCAAAUUCCAUGUAGUUGACCGGAGAAAGGAGUUAAUCAAAGUCAAAGGCAACCAAGUCGCACCGGCCGAGCUAGAAGCUCUUCUGUUGGAGCAUCCCGGGGUGGCCGACGUUGCAGUAAUUGGCGUCCCCAGGAAUGACGACGAGUGUCCGCGGGCAUAUGUUGUACUAAAACCCGGACAAACCGCCACCGAGAAGGACAUUGUGGGCUUCAUGGACGGAAAAGUGUCCGCAACCAAGCGAAUUACCGGGGGUGUAAUCUUCGUCGAUGCGAUCCCGAAAAACCCCUCGGGAAAGAUCUUGCGAAAGUCCCUCCGCGAACGAGCUAAGGAGGAGAUGCGGAAGGACACUAUCGCCGCUAGACUGUAGACUGGGCUGGACCAUCAAGUUCAUAUUGCACUUGCCCGAAUCCAGUUCGCCGUCUAAUCACCUUUUCCCACGUAGGUACGUGGCGUCCCCAUUGGUGGCCAUCGAGGAGCGCCAAACCGAGAGAGGGGGGAGGGAGUUUCCAGAUUUGUACAUCGCCAUUAGUGGGGUACAGUGCAGCGUAGUAUUUGAAAUAAUAUAUAGAUAUGGGGCUUCAAUAUUAGAUCGCCGGCGUGCGUUGGGGGAGAACCCGGUACUUGGGUCGUAGAUAGGCUUG
Messenger RNA from Aspergillus sclerotioniger CBS 115572, 2129 nucleotides. Its product is annotated as acyl--CoA ligase. Gene Ontology annotation, biological process: secondary metabolic process. The record is from RefSeq and is a predicted model, not a curated record. Lineage: Eukaryota; Fungi; Ascomycota; Eurotiomycetes; Eurotiales; Aspergillaceae. Gene Ontology annotation, molecular function: CoA-ligase activity. Bases 167 to 1855 code for a protein of 562 amino acids. The transcript is spliced from 4 exons.